UCGAGGCCCUGGCCACCCCUGUAUUUGGAGGAAAAGUGUUCUCGUCCCGCCCUCGUCGCCUUAUGCAACACAGAACCCGCAUCUCGUGCCUUCCGCCACCCUUGGCCAGCGCCAACAGGCCUUGAGACAAGUCUCCGCGCAGACGAGACAAGUACUAGUUCACCUCGCGGGCUUCGACAAAACUUCCAGCUUCUUCUGGCACCAGGACAAGUAAGCAGGGAACUCCAGCGGGUGCCAUGAAGACGGGGGUGACGCUUGCGUGGGCUCUGCUGGCUCUGUGCGCCCUCGCGACCCAGACGGACGCCCGGACGCACCGCCGCGGCCGCCAUCAUCGCUCAUGGCGGCGCUCGAGGGAUUACAUCCACGAUAUCAUCCUGCCGUGGUCCCGGUGGAAGCCCUGGUGGUCAGAUUGGUUUUCGGGAGACAGGGAAGGAUGGUGGUCAGGGCCCAACGUCUGUGAGACGAAGGAGGGUGACGCCGAGGCGCUGCCCGGUGGGGAAGACUUCAUGCUGAAGAUUAAGGAGUGCGGCAGUGGAGACGACGGUUCCUACAGGUGUACAUACAGGGCAGACGACUUCCAGCAGAAGUACAGCGCCACCAUCACAUACCGCUGCUGUGCCGGGUUCGCCCGCCAACAGGGCAAGCCUGGCUGCCCUCUCAAAGUAGCCGAGCUGAAGAAUCUACUGGAUACUGCACAAGACCUGGGGCUGUCGGAGUUCGUGUCUUACGCGGGGAAGGCGAAGCUGGAAGGCGCCCUGACCGGCCUGAACAACUUCACCGUCUUCGCCCCCACCGACGGCGCCUUCCAGUCCAUCCCCACUAGGGUAAUCACUGAUUUCGAGUCUCCCUCAAAAAGGGCGAUCCCGGAAAGGGGCGACACCCCAGCCCUGACCCUGGACCAGCUGAAGGACACGUUGUUGAGUCACGUGGUGUCCGGCUGGCUCACGACUAACGACAUCAAAGAUGAGGAGAUCCUGAGGACCAUGGGGCCGGGAGAGAUUCGCACAACGGAGUACCAGAACAAAAAGAUUGUGAACGCCAACUGUGUGAAGAUCGUCCGGACGGACCAGCUGGCCAGUAACGGCGUCCUGCAUGUGGUGGACGGCAUCCUGCCCAACACCAAGAGAUCCGUGCUGGAGAUCAUCAGCCAGGACAGUCGCUUCACCACCCUUAAGACAGCCUUGGGUAAGACUGACCUGUCCAGUGUGCUGGACUCGGACGGACAGAUGACCGUCUUCGCUCCCACGGACGCGGCCUUCGACGGCGUGCCCGAGGAAACCUUGAAGAGGCUGCUGGGAGACGAGAGAUGUCUGAAAAAUCUGCUGUUGCAUCACGUGAUCCCGCACACCAUCUGCGCAGACGCAGUGACGGGCAGACACCGCUCGGUGUCCAUGGCUGGGGAGGACCUGAAGGUGGAACGGGACUCGGACGACAAGAUAUUUGUCAACACCGCCCAGGUCAUACAAGGCAAUGUUAUGGGCUACAACGGUGUUGUUCACGUCAUCGACAAUGUUCUGAUCCCAAAUAAAGCGCGAAACGUCAUUGACGUCCUGAGCGCUUCCGGGGCGAGUCGCUUGGUGGAGCUUAUCGAAGUCGCCGGCCUGACGGACACCCUCCGUUCUCAGGACAACAUCACCAUCUUCGCCCCCUCCGACCAGGCAAUCCAGGAGUUGCCAGAGGAGACAGUGAAAGCUCUCACCAGCAAUCCGGCGGCCUUAGCUGAGGUGCUGCAGUACCAUGUGGUGCCGCAAGCGGCGUCCGCCAAAGAUCUACGGAAUGGGGCCAUGCUGCCGACUCUAGGGUCGUCCAACAAGCUGCAUGUUUCAGUGAAGGACUGGUUCUUCCACACCAUCGUGAACGUCCAGUGCGCACGCGUCGUGAAAGCCGACCAGGGAGGCUGCAACGGAGUUGUUCACGUGAUCAACAAGGUCCUGGCGCCGCCCACCCAAACCCUGGCUGACUUACUGGACGGUAACGAGACGUUCAGUAUCCUGGUGAAGGCCCUGCGGCGGGCGGACCUCAUCACCGCCCUGCAGGGGGACGGCCCCGUCACCAUCUUCGCGCCAACCAACGAGGCCUUCAAGCGCAUCCCGGACGACACGCUGGACAACCUGCUGGAAAACACCGAGGCGCUCGUCAAAGUUCUCAAGCACCAUAUCGUGGACGAGUUCCUCUGCUGCGAUUCUUGCUUCAGCCGUCGCGGGAAGUUCCGCCAGGUGUUCCGGAGGUCGCAGUUCUCCUACUCGGCGCGUGGCGGCGCUUCUGUCGCCAGCUGCGACACCUUCGGGACCAACGGCGUCAUCCAGGUCAUCGACCGCGUUCUACGCCCUCCCGGCGUGCACUUCAACAACUUAGGACCGAUCGCGAUGGAGAGGGUCUGCACUUGGGUGUUCCUGGCGGCUGCCGCGCUCGUCAGCGCAAUCCUCGCCGCUCCUCUAGCGCUGAAAAGUGUGCAGGAACUCACGGUCGAAAAGACACCUACGUGUAAGGACGGAGACGUGCCGGCGGCCGUGCUGUUCAAAGCUGCCGACAUGCGGUCGGAAACAGACCGGCGGCUCAAGACUAUUCGGGCCGAGAAAGAAGUCCUCCACGCUCAGCUCUGCGGGGAUUCCAACAGCGGCUUCCUGGAGAGCUUGGAAGAUGCUAGACAAGAAACGGCAAGGAUGAUCGAAGCCAACAGGAGGCGCUGCGAGGAGGAGUUGAUCAGCAUCAUUCCAACCAUGACCAGGAGCGUCAUCAACCUAAACUUGUUGGAGGCCAUCCGAAGGGCCAUGCGCACUGUCAUCGACGACCGUUUCAACCCCCCAGACGAGGUGACACCAUCACCCAUUCAGGACAGUGGAUUUAGGCCCCCUAUCCGCUUUCGACGGGCUCCAGUGGCGGAAGUUAACGUCAUCGACUACUCGCACCUCUGUCCAACCGGGGUGGCGACGUCCGAAGCCCUGCUGGCGCUGGGAGAGGCUAUCGGGCGGUCCGCGAUGGAGUAUGACGAAAUGCGGCAGAUCGUGGUGGACAUGAAGGCGGGGAACUGCCCAUCCAGCAUCGACUUGGAGGCGGCCGUGGAGGGCAAGGCCAGCGAGCAGCCCGCCAAACUGCCGGUGGACUGUGGUGACAUGAAGCGGGUGGUACAGAUGUACAUCGACUCCUUCACCAAGCAGCUGCCGGAAGUGGGCAAAACUGUGGGGGACAGCCUGCUGGAAAUGCUGCCCGAGGAAGAAUGGUGCACCGGGUUGGAAAUCGGCACCACCUGCUACUACUUGACGGGCUCCCAGCUGCCGUUCAGCCUGGCGCAGUCCAACUGCGAGAUCAACGGCGGGAGGAUGGCCAUGAUCAAGGAUCCGUCCAACUUUAACGCCGUCCGGUCGUUCCUGAUGUCCCUGUCCGUCGGUGAUGUCUGGAUCGGGGCGACUGACUACGAUGGUGACAUGACGUUCACCUGGCUGGACGGCACACCUAUGGUCGAGGGGGACUGGGCAAGCGGUGAACCCAACAAUGCUCAGCAGAUGUGUGCUCAGAUGUGGAGAUAUGCCCGCCUGCAGUGGGACGAUGACUACUGUGAUAACCACAAGAACGUCCUGUGUUUUAAAGAAAAGCCACAAGAUUAACAACACUCCCAGUCAGAUAGAUCAGACUCAUCUGAGGAAUGAUCUUGUUGAUGAGGCUAUGUUAGUGUGCCGCUUGUGUGUGUGUGUUUGUUUAAGUGUGAACAGGAUGACUUGAUAAGACUUUUUACCAUCUUUUGUUGUUUGUUUUGCAUAACCAGUAAACCACCUGCAGUCAUAACACACCAGUUUUGUGAAGUAGCUACCAUCUAGGUAAGAAAGGUCUGUAAGGUUUGAUCCACUCACACUGGGAAAGACGCUACUCUUUUCAAUACAUGCAGUGAAUCUUAAACACACUUGAGGCGUGCCUCUUUUCAAACACAGGACCUCCAGCUUCAAAUCCCAUCUAAAAGGACGUCUAUGUACUCAUUUUAACCUGAUUUGAAUGAAGAAAAAGUGCCUGUCACAAUGGCACAACAUUUGGGCCUGCUAUAGGGAUUCGAACCCAGAACCUUAAGAUUGUAAGUCAACAACCAAUCCUAACCACCAAGUGACCUUACUAAAUAUAUGUAGGAGAUUAGGACUAUGUUUGCAUAGAUGAUCAGGAAAUAUUGUAAUAAAAUGACUGUGAGUCAAUUCACCUAAUGACCAUAUGUAUAUGUGUGUGUGUGUUGAAGACUAACAUUAUUUUGAUCACUGUGACUUUGAAGAUUUUUAACUAUUUUUAACUAAUAAGUGUGUUUUGCAAAUGUUAUGAUUUGAAGCAAACAUACACGUAUGAACCUAUCAUGUGGAUCAACACAGGUUAGUGUAGUCAAUAACAAAUACAUGUUAGCACUCAACAGAUUUUGAUUUGUCAACAA
This is a messenger RNA of Branchiostoma belcheri (Belcher's lancelet), 4405 nucleotides long. RefSeq lists its product as uncharacterized. The coding region runs from base 237 to 3605 and encodes 1122 amino acids. Gene Ontology annotation, molecular function: cell adhesion molecule binding. The transcript has 23 exons. Gene Ontology annotation, biological process: cell adhesion; extracellular matrix organization. The record is from RefSeq and is a predicted model, not a curated record. Lineage: Eukaryota; Metazoa; Chordata; Leptocardii; Amphioxiformes; Branchiostomatidae. Gene Ontology annotation, cellular component: extracellular matrix.